This is a messenger RNA of Hypoxylon fragiforme, 2820 nucleotides long. Its product is annotated as Sec63 Brl domain-containing protein. Gene Ontology annotation, molecular function: RNA binding; transmembrane protein transporter activity. Gene Ontology annotation, cellular component: Sec62/Sec63 complex. Bases 376 to 2487 code for a protein of 703 amino acids. Lineage: Eukaryota; Fungi; Ascomycota; Sordariomycetes; Xylariales; Hypoxylaceae. The transcript is spliced from 3 exons. The record is from RefSeq and is a predicted model, not a curated record. Gene Ontology annotation, biological process: post-translational protein targeting to endoplasmic reticulum membrane; SRP-dependent cotranslational protein targeting to membrane.
AGAAGGCCACGAUUCAAGACAGAACGACCCUGGGGACAGCUUGCUUAAGUGGCCGCCGCUACUUUUCUAAAUUUAAAAUUGAACAUUGAACAAAACAUCAUCCAAGUUCAACACAUUUGACCUUAGGUACUCAACUCACUCACCAGUACAUCUCAGUCCUACUGUAACUCUCAGUGCUGUCUUAUUCUUGUCUUGCACUGUACUGUACUUGGCUUUUCCCCUUUUCCUUUUCCCUUUCCUUUUCUUUUCUUCAUUCUAUUUUCCAUAAUAACAACCCAACAUAUACUGAUACGAUACAAACCCUUCGUCGGAUUAUCUUGGGAUAUUCUACAACCACCUGGUCCAAAGACCCUGUCAUAGGGCAACUCUUGCACCAUGAGUUCAGAGUAUUCUUAUGACGAGCAGGGUCAAUUCUAUCCCUUCUUCGUCUUUACUCUGACCUCUAUCGUCACCCUUCCUCUUACUUAUAACCUCCUCGCGCCCACCAAGGAUGCUGCUGCUCUCGCACCACGAACGAAGACCUCGUACCAGCCUGAGCAUGCUGACCUAAUACAAGCAUUGCGCGCUGCCCAGAAGCGGAAGCAGCGUAAGAUCAAGCGCGCAAUUGCCGUCGUGCUAGGCUGGGCUAUGAUGGCCGGCAUGAUGUAUCUGAUCAUCACUACCCAACGAACGACGGCCAAGUUAUGGAAUCCUUAUGACAUCUUAGGAAUCUCCGAGUCAGCUACAGAGAAACAGAUCAAGUCCCACUACAGGAAGCUCGGUCUCAAGUUCCACCCCGACAAGGCCAAACCUGAUCCAGCCAAAAAUGAGACAAUCGAGAUACUGAAUAAUAAAUGGGUUGAUCUUACCAAGGCUUACCAAGCCCUUACCGAUGAAGACAUCCGUAACAAUUAUAUCCAAUAUGGACACCCCGAUGGCAGGCAAAGUAUGAGCAUUGGAAUUGCUCUUCCUCAGUUCAUUAUAUCCGAAGGAAACGGGAAAUACGUCGUGCUCGUCUAUGCGUUGCUUCUAGGAGUUCUGUUGCCUUACUACGUCGGAUCAUGGUGGUACGGCACUCAACGCAUGACCAAAGAAGGAGUUCUUGUCGAGAGCGCCAACAACCUGUUCCGCGAAUACACCGAUAAUAUGGACGAGGGAGAUCUCGUAACUGCUUUAAGCGCUGGCAAGGAAUUUGAAGAAGUCCUGAGAGGAGACAAGGCCGAGUCUGGUCUCUCGAAGAUCGAAUCGAGGAUAUUAGCAGAAGGCAAGAUUACCCCCUUUGCCGGUGGACUAUCGGUUAAGGAUAAGGAGAAGCUCGAAGAUAUAGAGGGCGGCGUAAGAAGAAAGGUCCUUUCUCUGCUCUGGGCGUACCUCGGCCGUGUGGAACUCGACGACCAGGCUUUGGACAGUGCUAAAUAUAUGGUUGCGCCCAUCGCACAGAGCCUUUGCAGCUCUUUCCGGGCUAUCGCGUUGGCAUACGGAAACACUGGCCCCAUUCUAUCUUCGUUCCAUACUAGUCAACGACUCAUCCAAGCUGUACCACCCCAGGCCUCUCCCCUCUUCCAGCUUCCUCACUUCACGCCCGCCGUAGUAAAGGCUAUCGAGGGCGACUCGAAGACACAUCUCACUGUCCAAGAGUUCAUGGACCUGCCCGAUUCACAACGUAGAAGUGUGGCUGUUGGAGAAGGGCUCUUGAGCGAAGAGCAAUACACGACAGCCGUCGAUGUCGCACAACAGCUCCCGUACUUCAGAGUCGCAAAGGCCUUCUUCAAGGUUGCUGGUGAACGCUUCAUUAUCCCAUCAUCUUUGGUUACCCUCGUUGUAAAAGGCCGAUUCAUUCCUCCUGGAAGAACCGAUGUCCCAGAAAUUGACGAACUUGAUUUGGAGGAUAUUGACCCGGCCGAAGACGAUCUCGAUGCUCUGAUGGGCCGCAAAAAGGCAGUAAAGGAUGCAAAUGGGAAAAUAACCUCACGAGAAGAGGGCAAGCCGGUAUCGCCCCCGACUACGUAUGCGCCCUACUACGCCCGCGACCAGACGCCGCGAUGGCACGUGUUUCUCUCGGAUAGCAAGCAGGGUAAAAUGGCAGUACCGCCAUUUACUUUCACUACGUUUGAUAAGCCCAUAUUUACUGAUAACGGAAAGCCGACAUAUCACAUGCAGACCCUGAAAGCGCAAUUUGCUGCUCCACCUCAAGCAGGAAUUUACACAUUUGUUAUGCAUGCUGUGUGUGAUAGCUUCAUUGGGUUUGACUCCAGGAUGCAAGUCACUCUUAAUGUGGAGGAUGCUAGCAAAGCUGCAGCGAUGACGGCGGAAGACGAGAUUAGUGAGCCGGAUGAAGAUUCCUUGGCUGGCCAGAUGAGCGCACUCAAGGGUAGUGGCAGUGUUCCGGGCACAACCAAACCCAGGAGGCGGAAAGACGAAGACUCGGAGGAUGAUGACGAAAGUGGCACUGAAGAGGAUGAAAGCGACACUAGCGCGACGAAUACCGACACGGAACCCGAGUCGUAGUAGAAUCAACGGAAAUGUAAUAGAAUACCCCCCCACCAAAAAAGAAAGCUCUGAUUGUACUAUGAAACAUUUUAAUUUGAACUACAUACUACGUACAUUGUGGAUGCUCGUCGUUGGCCGACUCUGCGCUCAAACUACCUUUUCUCCCUGCCGUAAGACUCCCAUGGUAGAUAUACAGGUAGUGCUCAGAAGAAUACCUACCUACCUACGUUAUAAUGCAUGUAAAGAUACCUACUUAGCCACCCCCCCUGACGUUGUAUGAUACAUACAUAGUAGGUACACAUGCAUGCCUCUAGAUACUCCGUAUGUUACACCAGUAGACGGUAAAUAAAU